AUGAAGGGUCGACCGCGGCGAGGCCCCAGUUAGUGUUUACACUCUCUUUGAAUGGCGAGAUAAUCCAUUAUAAGGUCAAAAUAGUGAAUUUACGCCAUGUGGGACGUGCAUCAAAUGAUGCUGGGUGAUGCUCCAGUCCAGGGUCUGGAGCGAGAAUACCCACCGGGAUCCGAAGCCGUGCAUAGUCAUAGUGACCAUGCGCAGGUCAUGUAUGUUACCAAUGGCUCGGUCACGGUCUACACCGCUGAGGGUAUCUGGGUACUGCCGCCUCAUCGUGCGCUUUGGAUCCCUCACGGAAUGACCCAUACAUUCAAACACUCCAGACCUAUAUCCCUUAGAACUGUAUACGUCCACAAAGAUGCU
This is a messenger RNA of Didymodactylos carnosus, 363 nucleotides long. NCBI's taxonomy places the organism in Eukaryota, Metazoa, Rotifera, Eurotatoria, Philodinida, Philodinidae. The record is from the annotation of a GenBank genome assembly.